UUCCACAGCUUGUCCGUUGGUGUUUUGAUAGCACGGACAAUAAAACACAGCUUCACCUUUCUCACGUUCAGCCUGUCCUGCUGCUGUUUACGAGCAGCCGCCGACUUUGAAUAAGAGACCCGACUAGCUGUGAUAAUAACAGCGCGGUCCGUGAAGGUGACGAGGUCCACAACAGUCCAUGAGUCGCAGUCGAAACCCCCCUCCCCGGGGUCAAGGGGCAGCCCGAGCCAAACAGAUGGGGCUGCUCCUUGACCUGUCCCCGGAUGGAGGGAUGAACGACGACGGAAAUGAUGAAGAGCUGGAGGCAGAGCUGCUGAAUCUGAUGGGAGGGGGUGGAGGAGGAAGAUCACAAGGGAAGAAAGGUGAAGGCAAAGCUCCUGUUCCUAUGGCUGAAAUAGAGCGAAUGGCAGCUCUUUGUAUGAAAGACCUGGAUGAUGAGGAAAUAGGAGAUGACGAUUUGGAUGAUGACGAUCUGCUGGCAGAACUGAAUGACGUUUUAGAGGAAGAUGAGGCAGAAACUCCUGCUGCCAGCACUCCUGCCAUCACGCCGACUGCUCCCAAAGUGAGCGUCACAUCCCACUCCGCUCCUCCAGCUGCUCCCAGUGGUGCAACUGGGUUGGAAGCCCGCCUAUUGGAGCGCAUAGAUAUGUAUAAGACGGCCAUUUCCAACGCCAAGGCUGCUGGGGAGACUAGCAAAGUUCGAAGAUAUGACCGUGGGUUAAAGACACUACAGUCCAUGUUGACAUCUGCCAGGAAAGGAAAGCCAGUCAAUGAGGAGGAGAUGCCGCCUCCUGUUGCACUUGGCGGAAAGCCCAACGCCACAGCCGAGUCUGAAUCAACGAAAGAACGAGAACCGCCCCAGCCCACACUCAUGCCCUCUCCUCCCACAAAUCGUAAACCUCUGAGGGAAGCUGCGCCUACAGCUCCGAAUACAAGGCCAGUCCAUCUGACCCCACCUCAAAACCCCUCUGCUGCCAUCACCCCAGAAACACCUGCCAUCUCCCCCCUCACCCCCAGUCAGCCUGACGCACAGCACUCAGAGCUGAAACAGGCUGUAUUGUCCAGACAAAGGGAGUAUAAGAUGGCUGCCAUACACGCCAAACAGAAUGGUGAUGUUGACCUGGCCAAACAGCACUACCUCACUUCCAAGAGGAUAGACUUGCUGGUGGAGGCACUGGAUGCAGGCAAACCAGUUGACCUGAGCUCACUACCUCCCCCUCCUGGAGACGUAGUAGCUGUUCACUGUGCUCCUCCUCCUCCUCAGUCUUCCACUAAGCCUGCUGCCCCCACUGCUCCUGCACCCACCCAGGUGUCCACUGCUGACCUGCCUGCUCCCAGGAGCUUGGCAGAAGCCCUGCAGCAGAGGAUGGACAUAUACAAGUCAGCAGCAGAGGGAGCCAAGAGCAAAGGAGAUGAUCGCAAGGCUCGCAUGCACCAGCGCAUUGUCAAGCAAUACCAAGAUGCCAUCAAAGCUCACAAAGCUGGACGACCUGUCAGCUUGUCUGACCUGCCUGUGCCACCAGGCUGUCCACCGCUUCAGGGCUCAGAGGGGGGUCAGCAGAACUUCCUGGGUGUCUUGGAAACAGCUAUGAAAAUAGCUAAUCAGGAUGCAGAUGGCGAAGAUGAAGAAGAGGAUGGACAAAGUGUGGCUGCCAAGCCUGCAGCACGGCCACCUGCCCAGAAGGCAAAGUCUCCAGCUCCUCAGGCGCCUGGAGGCUCCACAGCUGUAAAACUGGGACCUAAAGCUCAGCAGCAAGUUGAUUUCCUGUUGCUAAGACGACAGGCUUUUAUGCGCGCGGCACUGCGCUCCAAACAGAUGAAGGACAUGAGUGGAGCAGCACAGCAGCUCAGACAUGCCAAGGGACUGGACCCCAUGAUCACCGCUGCCAAGUCGGGCCUACCUGUUGAUAUCAGCAAGAUUCCCAGUGCUCCAGUCAGUGAGGAGGACUACUCCCUGGCUCGCUCCCGCUCCCCUCGCUCGCCUCGCUCCAGUGAACAGUUCCAUGGACUCAUGGAUCUUUUACGGAAGCAGCAUGAGAGAUGCCUGGCUAACUGUCAGCAGUUCGUACACCUGGGCAGUGUGUCUGAGGCUCUGAAGUUUGAGAAGCUGGUUGAGGAGUGUAUGAAGAACAUAGAGAUACUGAAGAAUGCCUAUGCAAAGGGCCAGCCAGUCCCCAAGUGCCACACAGAGGAGAGGACCUUCAACACUGUCAAGAUCUACUCUAAUCUGACACUUAAUGAGAUGGUGCUGUACAUCAUCAGAGGCAUCAACCUACCAGCUCCCUCAGGUGUCUCACCUAACGAUCUGGAUGCCAGUGUGAAGUUUGAGUUUCAUUUUCCUAGUGCGGAGGAGGCUCAGAGGGACAAAACCAGCACAGUAAAGAACACCAGCAGUCCAGAGUUUAAAGAGCAGUUCAAACUCAACAUAAACCGCGGCCACCGGGGCUUCAAACGAGUCGUCCAGUCCAAAGGCAUCAAGUUUGAAGUCAUCCACAAGGGAGGCCUGUUUAAGACAGACAAAGUGGUGGGUACUGCUCAGCUAAAGCUAGAGGCUCUAGAAAACCACUGUGACAUGAGAGAGAUCAUCGAGGUGAUGGAUGGACGUAAAGCUACAGGUGGCAAGUUGGAGGUGAGGGUGAAAAUCAGAGAGCCGUUAUCGGGAGUUGAUCUCCAGCCGGUGACAGAGAAGUGGCUGGUUCUCGAACCCGUGCCCGUCCUUUCUCCUCCAGAGAGACAAAAGGAACGAGCUCCAUCUCCUCGGUCUAAACCCAGACAUGAAGCAAGUAGCAGCAGUAGCAGCAGCAGCAGCAGCAGGAGCAGUCAUCCCAACAACUCUCCUCCACAGUAUAAACUCCACAGCUUCAGUCUCCUCAACUAUGACAGGGAGCGGCUGGAGAGAAAGAUGGCAGAGUACCGAAAGACGCGCCGGGAUCCCCCAUCUGACCUCAUCCAUCAACACAAAGAGGUCACACACAGACUGCAGUGGCAGAAAGCGCAGCUGGAGCGAGCGUCUCCUGCUCUGCUGACAGAGUAUGAGACUGUGCUGCGCCGUUUAGUUCAGGGACUUGCUGACUCUGUGAAGAAAUACUCCAGCCAAGGCAACAGGGAUGUUGCUAAGGAUGCACUUGGCAGGUUGAAGAUGGUAGAGAGUGAGUUGGAAUCGCUGAAAAGAAAACGCACUGGAUGAGUGGAGUAAGAAGAGUGGAGACUUGGCUGAAAUACUGUUAUAUCAUCUCUCUCUCUCUGUCUGUCAUACACACUCAUAUACAAACACUACAGUGGGUACAACCUUUAGCAUGAUUCUGCGCUGCUCAUGUUCAUGCAACUGCAUGAACCAGCUUCGUAAUUCUAUCAAUCAUAUAACUUGUGUCGCUUGUGGUUAGCCGCCUGCCAAAAUAAAACAAAUCUGUAACUACAAAGGGACACACAAAUGAAAGCAAGCAUUCUUUUAGCUAAAGGAGAGGCAGGUUUAUUUGCACUUAGACAAGACAAACACUACAGAAAGCUGGGCUUUACAGACCUGCACUCAUUUUUUUUAUUUCAAUCUUUCUUAUGAGAAAUGUUGGUGAAGAGAUUUAUCAGACUUAAAGUUUUACAUUUGACACCAGCUCAGUGUCUUUUGGUGUCCAAAGAUGACCAAAAAAUUGUGCGUGUGUGUGCUCUGAAGUGUGUUUAACCAAUGGACUGAGGUGUUUUUAACCCCUUUUUCCAUAUUUUAUGUGUGUAAUGAGCUUAAUCUAAUCUGUCUGCUACAGUGUUCCCAGAUUACAGUAAUCUGCUCCGUUUGGAGUGAUGUGAUAUGGGAAUAAAAAAAAAAAAAACAGCGCUCCGGGGUGCUGCAGCCUACAUCCCAUAAUGAGGGAUUAGUGUUUGUGUCACCAAGGAGACGACUAGAUCAGACGUAGAGUCGCCUUUGGGGCUGGGGAGAGGGGGUGUUAAUGGCGUGCCGUGAAUGUGGCAGAAGCUUAGCUCCGCAAAAGGAUUGCUACUACUUCAUCAUCGGUUGUUUCUUCUUUGUUGUCUUCUUCAGCUUCACUCUCGUCACACUAAUUCCUUCAUAGUUUAUUCAGAGUCGUGAGUAAUAGGCUGCUCCGUUUGGAUUUUCUUUAAACUCUUAUUAACAAUAUUAAGUCCAUUGUGCUGUCGAUUAGAAAAUAAUUAACAGCUGCUGCGUCAGUGUGCUGCUAUUUUCCACAGAUUUUGGCAUGUGCAGUUUACAAAACCAGAUUCUGUCCCACUGAGCUCUCCAGUGGCAGCACAGUGGAUACUGAACAGUCUGCCCACAGAAAGACAACCCAAUAUGUGUCAGUAAGGCUGGAUAAUUGCUCAUUUCUAUUUCUGUUCACCCAUCAUAGGCAUCCUUGUCAUUUCUCUCUACUAUCCACUUUUUCUUGACCGUCAAGGAAACAAAAUUCGGACGAAACCUGGUAAAUUUUAUAAAAUGUGUGACGAGUGCAGGCGCCUUGAAAUGAAUCAUCAUGCCACAACAACACUAUAUGUAAAAAAACAGCAAUGUGACAAAUGUGUCACACUGCUGCCAUGUAUUCUCUGCUCUGUUUAGUGCUCUGGACAGAUGUUCCUUCUGUGUGCUUGACAACCUGACAGCAGACGACAGCAGAUGCUGUUGAUCCACGUUGAUUGCAUGCGCCCGGGAUGUAGCAGACUACUUCAAAUGAGGAGUUGUCUAUAUUUUAUUUGACUCUACAUUGUGGAUGAUGUCUGUUAACUUUACUAAUAAUCUUUUUUUUCGGUCAUGUGACAAAACAGCAUUAUGUGUUGUUGUAUAUGACGCUGCCUCGCCCCAUUAGCAAAUAAUCCUGGAUAAAGUUGAACUGAUGUCGUCAUUCAUGUUGAUUUGUUUUAAUGUAACGCCCCCACUUUUUUUGUUUAUAACUACCUUCUGACUCUUAUGGCGCCUUUGAUCAGCUGAUACUGUUUUUAGACGGGAUACAGUAAUGAUCUUAGUGACAUAAUAACUUUAAUAUGGGAUGUCACUUAAAGGAUCAUAUCAGUGUGUUUGCUCUUUCACUACAAGCCACGUACAUGACAGAUUUUAAACGCAUGCAGGACUGUUCAAAGAAGCCAAUAGUUUGAAAGUCAUUUAGCAGACCUGAAACUUGAGUUUAAUAUUUGGUCCACUGUAUUCCAUCAAGACUGCGUAAAUGUUUGUCGAAGUGACAGCUUCAAAUUUCUUGUUUUUGUCUAAACGCGGCUCCAAAACCUCCGAGGAGAGAUUCAGUUCACUCACAUAAGACAAAGCAAUCCUCAGUUCAGAAGCUGGGUAUCGGGAAUGUUUGGUGUUCAGUCUUGAAAAAUACAUUUCUUAAAAACAGCAACAUGUUUUACAGAUGGGACCAGCUGUGAUGUAAACUAUAUGCAGUUUUGUAGUAAGGGAGCUAAAACAUGCCAAACUGUCGAAGCUCUCCCUAACGCACACACAGAAAAAUGCGACAGUGCAGCACCCCUUUCUUUCACUUCAAAACCUUUAACCCCUGUGUCACUUCAAACACACUCCUGCCACAUCACCCCACUACUCGAGUAACCUCGCGGCCUCUGAGGCUGUCCUGUUGUCAUGGCAACAGGCUCAUCAGCAUUCAGUGUUGUAGUUGAAUGGUCAGGACCCGGGAAGAGAAACAUAUUGUUUAAAGUUUGUCCAUCUGGUGACUCAAAGUCCUUUCUCGCAUUUUCAAGACACCACCAGCACACACUCCUCCUUCUUUCUGUUUUUAAAGUUUGUUUGCCUCCUUUUUCUUGUCCUUUUUUUCUGCUCUGUAAUCUGACUACACUCCAUUUAAAAAGGAGAAAGUUGGAUGGAUUGUUUAUUAUGUUUGUCCUGAUCAGCUGCAGUAUACAUGUACUCAUCUGGGCUUGGGAAGUAACUAUCAUUGAACCUAAUGACUUUUUUUUUUUUAAAUCUGUUAUGUCAAGUAAGGGCAAUCAGUAUAAAUGUAAUAUUUAUAUACAGUAAAUAUACAGCAUAUUAUGCACUGUCUCUAUUUUUAAGUGUAAGUCAUGAUGAUCUGUGCAGCUCUACAUGGGGAAUGUAUGAAGGCCUGAUUGUUUAGGCUUUAUUAUCUUAAGUAUGAGGUUGGUGUUAACAUGAAUAAAAUUGUGAAACAGCA
Molecule: messenger RNA, 6122 nt
Organism: Larimichthys crocea (large yellow croaker)
Lineage: Eukaryota; Metazoa; Chordata; Actinopteri; Sciaenidae
Gene: cc2d1a
Product: coiled-coil and C2 domain containing 1A
Exons: 28
Coding region: 179-3187 (1002 amino acids)
Molecular function (GO): DNA-binding transcription repressor activity, RNA polymerase II-specific
Source: RefSeq, a predicted model, not a curated record